Messenger RNA from Adineta steineri, 4734 nucleotides. NCBI's taxonomy places the organism in Eukaryota, Metazoa, Rotifera, Eurotatoria, Adinetida, Adinetidae. The record is from the annotation of a GenBank genome assembly.
AUGUCGAGUGAAAUCGUAUCAUUGGAAACGCCUAGUAUAAUCAAUCUAACAACAACAAAUGAAAAUACUCCUCAACGAAUUCGUUCUGAUACAAACAAUACUUCUAUGUUAAAUCCAUGGGCUCCACAAAGAAAUUGUAGUUUUACAACUCUUGGUUCAUUAAAUAUUGAAGCUUUAAUUAACGGAAAAGAUCCUUUACAAAAAUCAGUAAUAUCUAUUAAAAGUAUUUUACUAUUCGCUUUAUUUAUAUGUAUAUCAAUGAUUAUUGCAAUUAUUAUUGUAUGUUUAACUUAUCCAAAACAAAGUUACAAAUGUAUUCCCACUUAUAAACUAACAGUUGCUAGUACAAUUGGAUAUAACUCACGACCUCAUUCAAUUGCUUUAGAAGAUUUUAAUCACGAUAAUAAAUUAGAUGUUGUUGUAGCUAAUUCUGGUAAAGAUAAUAUUGGAAUAUUUAUUCAAAACACAAAUGGAACUUUUCAAAAUCAAAUAACAUAUUCAACUAAUUCAGGAUCUUCUCCUUACUCAGUUAUUAUUAAAGAUUUUAAUCAAGAUAAUUUCUUUGAUAUCGUUGUUGCUAAUUAUGGAAAUAAUAAUAUUGGAAUAUUUCUUGGAGGAAAAAAUUUAACAUUUGAAAAUAUGACAACAUUUUCAACUGGAAGAUCACGUCCAUUUUAUCUUAAUUGUGGAGAUUUUAAUAAUGAUACGAAAUUAGAUAUUAUUUCUAUUAAUUAUGGAACAAAUAGUAUUAGUAUCUAUUUUGGAUAUGGUAAUGGAAAUUUUUCAAAAGAAACAAAUUAUUUUUUAGGAUAUGAUUCAAUUCCAUCUUCAGUAUUUAUUGCUGAUUUUAAUGAUGAUAAAUUCUUAGAUUUAGCUAUUGCAAAUUAUGGUACAAAUAAUAUAGCUAUUCUUUAUGGAAAUGCUUCUGGACUAUUUUCUAUACCAAGAAUUUAUUCGACUAAUUAUGGAUCCCAACCAUCUUCAAUUACUGGUGCUGAUUUAAAUGAUGAUAAUAUACUUGAUUUAAUUGUUGCUAAUUCAGGUACAUAUAAUAUAGGUAUAUUUUAUGGUUAUAAAAAUGGAAGUUUUCAACAACAACAAAUGUAUAUUCUUGAUACGACAUCACGUCCACAAUUUGUUACUACUGGUGAUAUGAAUAACGAUAAUCAAUCAGAUAUUAUUAUUUUAGAUUCAACAAAUGGAUAUGUACAAGUACUUCCUGGAUUUGGUAAUGGAUCUUUUAAUAAUUUAACAACAUAUUAUAGUGAAGAUGAUCAACUUCCAUUUGCAGCAGCUAUUGGUGAUUUUAAUAAUGAUAAUCAAUUAGAUAUUGCUGUUGUUAGUUAUGAAGCAAAUUCAUUAUGGAUUUUUAUUGGUUAUUCAGGUUCAUAUUCUGCAACUCAAACGCGAUAUUCUGUUGGACUUAAUUCACAUCCAUCAUUUAUUGCUUCUGUUGAUUUUAAUUCUGAUCAAUAUUUAGAUAUUGUUGUUACUAAACCUAAUAUUGAUAGCAUAGGAAUAAUGGUUGGAUAUGGAAAUGGUAGUUUUUAUCCCGAAAUAUCUUAUUCAUUUGAAAGUGGAAGUUCACCAACUUGUUUAUCUAUUGGAGAUUUUAAUAAUGAUAAUCGAUCGGAUAUAGUUGUAUCGAAUUAUGGUACUUAUAAUAUUGCUAUAAUUUUUGGACUUGGAAAUGGAUCAUUUACAAAUAUGACAACAUAUUCAACUGGUAAUCAAUCUUAUCCAAUUUAUGUUGUUAAUGGAGAUUUUAAUAAUGAUUCAAUAUUAGAUAUUGCUGUUGCUAACUUUCGUAUUGAUAAUGUCGCUAUUUUUCUGGGAUAUGGUAAUGGAAAUUUUACUAAUGCAGUAACAUAUUCAACUGGUCAAAAUUCUGAUCCGAGUGCAAUUGUUAUUGCUGAUUUUAAUUAUGAUAAUCAACUUGAUCUUGCUAUUGCUAAUUCUGGAACGAGUAAUGUUGGUAUUCUUUAUGGAACUGGCAAUGGAAGUUUUCAAUCUGUUAUUACUUAUUCAACAGGUUUUCAAUCUCAUCCAGAUUCAAUAGUUACAGGUAAUAUUAAUCUUGAUCCAUGGUUGGAUAUUGUCAUAGCUGAUUCUAGUUCCGAUAAUAUUGCUAUUUUAUAUGGAUCUGAAAAUGGAACAUUUGGAACAGCAGUAUCAUAUACAGAUCCGACAUUUUCAAAUCCAUCUGGAUUAGCUUUAAAUGAUGUUAAUUAUGACAAUAUUCUUGAUAUUAUUGUAACCAACUUUGGCACCGAUAAUGUUGGAAUUCUUACUGGUGAUGUUUAUGGUAAUUUUACUUUAGGUAGAUUCUAUCAACUUGUUAGUGGAGCUGGUCCUAAAGGUAUUACUACAGGUACUUUUGAUGGGAAUACUCGAUGGAAUAUGUUUGUUGCUGAAUCUGGUAUUGGAACAGUUAAUCUAUUAAUUAGACGUAGUGCUGCUUAUUUUGAAAAUGUAUUAUCAUAUACAACUGGUAGUAGUCCACAUCCAUAUGCAGUUAUUGUUAAUGAUUUCAAUAAUGAUAAUAAAUCAGAUGUUGUUGCUGUUGAUUCAGCUAUUGAUGCUCUUGGAAUCUAUCUUGGCUACGGGAAUGGAUCGUUUUGGCCACGAACAUUGUUUUCUGUUGAAUUAAAUGCACAUCCAGUAGAUGCUGUUGUUGGUGAUUUUAAUCAAGAUAAUCAACUUGAUAUUGCAACUGCUAAUUCAUACAAUGAUAGUAUAAGUAUCAUUUAUGGUUUUGGUAAUGGAAGUUUUACUAAUCUAACACAAUAUCAAUUAAAUAGUGGUUCACAACCAAAUUCCAUAACUACAUGUGAUUUAAAUAAUGAUGAUGUAUUAGAUUUUAUUAUUGCUGAUACAGGUAGCGAUACAAUUGGUAUACUUCUUGGUCAUGAUUAUAAUGUAUUUAAUGAUCAAAUAACUUAUUCAAAUCAAUUUAGUUUAAGACCAUCAUCAAUCAUAUCUCGUGAUUUUAAUAAUGAUAGUUAUAUGGAUAUUGCUGCUGCAUUUGCUGCUAAUGGUAGUGUUGGAAUACUUUAUGGGUAUGGAAAUGGAACAUUUCAUGAAUUAAUAAUGUAUUCAGUUGGUUAUAAUUCAUAUCCAUAUGAAAUUGUUAGUGCAGAUGUUAAUAAUGAUAAUAUUCUUGAUAUUAUUGUAGCAAAUCCUGGUUCAAAUACUAUUGGUGUUUUAGUAGGAUUAAAUAAUGAGAAAUUUGCUCCUGUAAUGUUAUUUUCUACUGGAAAUAAUUCAAGUCCUUAUGGUGGUGCUGCAGGUGAUUUUAAUAAUGAUACAUAUAUAGAUUUUGUUGUUGCAAAUUAUCUUGGUAAUAGUAUUGGUGUUUUAUUGGGCUUUGGAAAUGGAUCCUUUGCUGCAGUUAUGAUAUAUUCAACUGGAGAUGGAUCACGUCCACAAUCAAUUGCUAUUAGUGAUUUCAAUGAAGAUAAUAUAUUAGAUAUUGUCGUAGUAAAUUAUCGUUUAAAUACUAUGGGAAUUUUUAUAGGGAUUGGUGAUGGAAAUUUUCAAAAUCAAAUUACAUAUUCAACUGGAUAUAAUUCAAUGCCUACAUUUAUUAUUGUUAAUGAUUUUAAUAAUGAUAAUAAAUCUGAUGUUGUUAUUUGUAAUACAAAUACGGAUGAUAUAGGCAUUUUCUAUGGAUAUGGAAAUGGAACAUUUACAUCAGUUAUAUCAUAUUCAGUUGGAGAUGGUACUAGUCCUCAUAGUAUUCGAUCUGGUAAUUUCAAUAAUGAUAAUGCAAUGGAUAUUGUUAUUGCAAGUCCUGGAACAAAUCGUGUAUUGAUACUUUAUGGAUCAGGUGAUGGACAGUUUUUAGUAGGACCCACUUUUUCAACUGGAUUAAAAGCUGGAACAAUAUCAUUGGGUGUAGGUGAUUUCGAUGGAAAUGGUCUAUUAGAUGUUACAACUGCUAAUUAUUUAGGAAAUAAUAUUGGUGUACAUAUAAGUUCUGGUUAUCAACAUUUUGGACGUGAAAUGACAUAUUCGACAGGUGAUGGAUCAGCUCCAUAUGCAGUGGCCGUUAGUGACUUCAAUCAUGAUAAUAAUCUUGAUGUUGUUGUCGCUAAUUAUGGAACAAAUAAUAUGGGUAUUUUCUUUGGUUUUGGAAAUGGAACAUUGAGUACAAUAGUUUUAUAUCCAUUGGAAAAUAAUGCUCAUCCAACAGCAGUUGCUGUUGCUGAUUUUAAUCACGAUAAUUAUUCGGAUAUUGCUGUUGUCAAUUAUGGUUCAAAUAAUAUAUAUAUUUUUCUUGGAUCUAUUAAUGGAAUAUUUUCUCUUAUAACAAUAUAUUCAACGGGUAUAGGUUCGAAUCCAUAUGGAAUUACAAUUGGUGAUUUUGAUAACGAUAAUAUAUUAGAUAUUAUUAUUGCAGCUGCUGGUACAAAUGAAGUUAUUUUAGCACAAGGAUACGGAAAUGGAACAUUUGGAAAUGAAACAUCAUAUACAACGGGUUAUAAUUUUAAUCCUUAUUCAGUUGCUGUUGGACAUUUCACUGGAGAUAAUUGAAAAAUGCGACCAGCAUAUGCAGGUCCAGGAUCAGGAUCAUCACGUUGGAAACCAACACAAGAUCCAGGUAAAACAUCACCUAGUUCAAAUACCGGUGUUAAUCGAUCAAAUGGAAAUGAUGUUAAUUCAGCAACUUCAAAAGUUGGAAAUACACAACAAAAUCAACAACAUGCAGAAGAUGAACAAAAAAAAGAAUAA